AUGUCUGCGUUCACGGCCCUGAAUGGGGGGUCGCCCAAGGCAACAGAACCGCCGGCGCCAGAGUCUCGGAAGACGCCUCCCGAAGAGCGGCCAACUGCGCAAUCCACGUCCCAGGCUUCACCUAAACCCCCAUCGAGCGAAGUUGCCAGCAGUCAACGGGAUGCUUGGCCUGCCCCUGCCCACGAUAGGCCAAGUUUUCAGUCUGCGUCCUACCCUGACGUUGAGGGCUCUCACAAGAGAAAAAGAUCUGACUCAUCCGAGCCUCGCAGGGAGAGGGAACCCCAGUCGCAGCCUAUCCAGGAGAGAACCCCGGACACAGCAACCCAACCGCACCCACCAGAGUCGCGUGAAGCGUAUGGCACGCCACAGCGUGAGCGCGAACACCGUCAGUAUGCCGAAGACAGUCGAGAUCCCAAUGAUCCCUGGUACUCCCGAGAGGGACGUGACGAAAGAGGCUACUAUGAUGCCCAGCAUUCGGCCUCAACCACCCAAGGCCAGACGGAAGAGCAGAUCGGCGAUGCCCUACGAAGGGUGACUGGUCAGAUGGACAACCACAGCGACUACGGCAACAGCCCAGAAGGUGACGACCAUGACCGGUCCAUGAGCGUAUACGGACCCUACACUCCUGGAGGCUCGCGCGAUCACGUCCUGCAGUCAGAUCCCAAGAAGCGCAAACGCAACUUUAGCAAUCGCACCAAAACUGGCUGUCUCACCUGCCGUAAGCGCAAGAAGAAGUGCGACGAGCAGAAGCCCGAAUGUAUCAACUGCAUCCGCGGUGGCUUCCUCUGCGCAGGGUACCCUCCACAGAGGAGUACGGGCUGGCAGAAGCCAGACAACAAAGCUGCCGCCGUUCCGCUGGAAUCCAAAGACCCCAGCUACGUACCUCCAGGCGCAUAUGGCAUGCCGCAACAGAACCCUUAUGGGAGCCAGCCAACUGUCACGCCUCGUCGGGAUCCUCUUCCUCCCUAUGGCCGAGGCCAGCCGUUGCGAAUUGAUCCUCCUCAGGGACGGCCCAUCCUAACCGAUGAUGACAGGGCCACUGCCUCGACGAUCCCCAGCGCCUCAGUCGCAAGCCCGGAUCUCAAGCUUUCGGCCCUUCCAUACACACCGGCCAAUGUGUUCCCAACGCCUGUCAGCGCCCAAGCCCCUUCGCAGCAGAGUGGCUUCUCGGAGAGAAAGGAGUUUCAGGCGCCGCGCGUGCCACCUUUGCACGACAUGGGCCGGAGCGAGCCCGAAACGCCUCAUCCGGGCAACACUCUUCCCCAGAUCAACAUUCUCCAUCCGACCCGUGCCAACAGCCCAGCCCCGCCACCCUCCACGAGCAAUGCACAGGUUGCGGCGCAGCUGGCUUUGUCCCACACGCAAUAUGCGGGCAGCAGACAGCGGACGCAGAAAGGAAGAGAUGCUUUCGGGCAGACACUAUUAUCCAUUCGAUAA
Verticillium alfalfae VaMs.102 is the source of this 1437-nucleotide messenger RNA. Its product is annotated as C6 zinc finger domain-containing protein. The transcript has 2 exons. NCBI's taxonomy places the organism in Eukaryota, Fungi, Ascomycota, Sordariomycetes, Glomerellales, Plectosphaerellaceae. Gene Ontology annotation, biological process: regulation of DNA-templated transcription. Gene Ontology annotation, molecular function: zinc ion binding; DNA-binding transcription factor activity, RNA polymerase II-specific. Bases 1 to 1437 code for a protein of 478 amino acids. The record is from RefSeq and is a predicted model, not a curated record.